AGCUUUCAAAGCGACACCUGAACCAAUGCGCGGACUUCCGCAAACACUUUUUUGGCCGAGUGAACUGCAUGUAUCUUGCUCUGUGUACAAUCUUUGGUCCUACCAAAGAGGUUAUAAUAGUAUUAGAGGUCGCAGCUGUGACGUCACCCACGUAAAAUAAAACUCACUGGCUGUGCAGGCCACUCAGCUCGCUUUGUCGCAAUUUUUGAGAGGAUUAGAAACAGCGCUGUCAGUCGAAUCUGUCACUCGCAACACCUAGGUCUUCAUAGAAUUUGAAGGCCAAUAGGAAUGGAUCGAUAUUUUACUCUUCAAAACUCGGACGACUACCGCUAGAUACAGGAAGUGAGACAGACCCCCUAAACAAUGGCACUUUGGUCACACUGGUCGUACCUCGUAGGAGACGAAAAGGAUGCAGCUGAUGCAGACCACCCCCAUGUGUGCAAAUGUUUAGUUUGAAACAGCAGCUUUGUUUUGUAUAAAAGGUGGCCAUGUCUUCGUCUGAUACUCAAGAGGAUGAUUACUAUGAUGCCGUGAGCGCAGCCCCUGCAGCCAUAAGUACAUCGAGCGGGUCUCCGGUCCAGGCUCAAGUGGACACUUCAGCCAACAUUUACUUCGAGUUGGAGAAGGAAGUGGAGAGUGAAGAGGAGGGUGAAAGUGUUCCCAACUAUGACACACUCCCAGUGAGUGACAAGUACAAGACAGCUCCGAGAGAGAUGGAGGGGCCGAGGGAAGACAGGAGGAACGUCAUGGACAAAGCCAAAAUGUUUGAGCAGAGACAAGUAAACCCAGUGGAGGACAGGAGACAGCCAAAGCUGAUCCGGAGCUCGGGGAGGAAGGAGAGCGGCCAGGCGGUCACGUUCUCCGCUACAGCUGUAGCUUCGGCCGACGCGGAGCCCCCCUACGAGGUUCUGUGGCCGGCUCACUCACACAGCCAGGCCGCGCCUCGCACAGAUCUAGUCUAUGAUGUCGCCAGACCUCUGCCCGUUGAGAUGAGCGGGUGGAAGAAGACGUCAGCAGAUGGUGGGCACACAGACAGUGUGGGAGUGUCGCCAGUGGUCGCUGGGUCACAGACGCACGUCCGAACAGUUGCAGAAAGCAAAAGGCAGACAGGAAACACGUUGCUUACAGACAGCACAACGGAGCCAAAGAUCAAAGCGCAGGAGGACAGCCAAGUGCAGGCUGAGAGAAAGAAACAGCUUCACUACUCUUGGGCGUCCGUGCCAGUGAUGGAAGAUCCUGCCCCGGGCCAGGCUACAGAGGGAGGGAAGUCUGGGGAAAUGCUUUCUUCCUUUUCCCAGUCAGCCAACAGAGGCUGCAAGACAGGAGCAGGGGCUGCGAGAACUCCUCCCACCAGCCAGAGGUCCAGGAUCCAGACUCGGAUGGUUUGUCGGAGGAAGAAGAUCUUAGCUUUGACUGGGGCUCCGAGUUUGACGAGGAUUCCUCCUACCAGGGCAAUGUGGAGGAGUAUCUGGCCAGAGAGGGAGCAACUGACGCACACAUGGAAGCCCCCGACAAACCGCUGCCUCAAAAACCUGGGAAAGGAAAAAAUUUGGUGAACAAGUCGGUGGAUCUGGGCCCAGAGGACACCCGCUCCACCGUUUGUCUGCCGGUCACCCUCGACCCGGAGAAACACCCACCCCCACAGCUUCCCCCGCCGCCCGCCGGGCUAACGGACAGUCAGCAGUACCGGGGUCCCAUCCUCUCGUUUCUGCCCCAGCCCAAGUCCGCUCUGCGUCCCGUGUUUGCUGAGCUGAAUGAGAUCAUCACGCACCACAAGAUGUUCCAGAUUGAGCUGGCCGAGGCGGUCAGACGCUGGGACAUGGAGGAGAAGAUUGGGGACAUCUUCACAGCCUCUUUUUCCAAAACUAUGUUGGUGAACGCUUACAGCAUUUACGUCAACAACUUUGCUGCCGCCAUGGAAGAAAUCCGAACGCUGCAACGAAGCCGACAAAGUUUUGACACGUUUCUCAAGGACCUGCUAAAGUACACACCACAAACACACCACGACCGACGCGCACUGCAGCUAGCUCUGACAGAGCUGGAGAACGUGACCCACAAACUGAACGAGCGCAAACGACACAGCGAGCAACGCUUCCAGGCCCAGCAUGCCCUGCAGCUCUUGACACGUCAGAAGGUACAGCACCUGGUCUCUGCCUGGAACCUUGACCUUGACCCCAGGAGGAGACUACUCCGCACCGACACGGUGGAGCAAGUGUAUGGCGAGUUUGGGAACAUGAAGUGCAAGGAACGAAGACUUGUCCUCAUGAAUGACCUUGUGCUGUGCGUCAAAGUGCUGGAGAAGGAGCAGGCCGGCUAUCGAGUGGAGAGACUGGCGCUACGCUGGAUGGCCAAGCUGCGUGACCUUGAACUCAAGGACACAGCCAUCACACCAGAUAUGCAAAGCGUUAUAAAAAAAGAGCCGGAGAAAAUCCAGAUUCUGACAUUGAUGCCUGACAAGCCGGAGGAAGACCCGUUCCACCUGUACGCCGACCUGGCAGAGAUGCUGCAUGACUUCACCGUCCUGGGGCAGAUGGCUGCACUCGUGUCUUCGCUGAAGCGAUCCUAUGGCGGACAUGGCCUGAGUGAGGAGCUUGUUCAUGAAGUGUCCCGAGAUCUCCAGCGAAUGAUUCAGAUCAAAGACGAGCAACUGCGGCUGGUCAACAGCUGCUCCAUCGUUCUGGUGGACAACUCCAAGUCGGAGAAGCCACACUACGUUCUUCAGACAGCGACGGCGGCCAUCAAGCAGGACUGGUGCCUGGACUUCCUGAUGGCCAGACUGGCGCUGGACAAGUCAAACUGCGAGGCCUGGGACGGUCCGGUGUCCAGCGAAGGCGUGGAUGCUGACCGCCUGCCAGCCUACUUCAUGAAGUGUGUGUCUGUCGACGUGCCUCGCAAUUACACCAAGAUACGCUGUGCUGUGCCUAUCUUCCUGAAUCCGGAGAACGCGGCGUGUAGCAUCGGCGUGCAGCACCUGUGGGUGUGUUCCUCUACGGCCGACCGCGGUCAAGUGGCCAUCCUGUCUAUUCACAACUCAAAGCCCGCACUCACCGAAUCUUUCAGCGAGAGGUCAGCUUGGGUCCUUCGUCCAUCGACCACGUGGUCAAGUCUGGCGUGGGUGUGUGGGUGUCGGCCCACGAUAGCCCGGUCAUCCGACUCUUCCACAGCGAGACGCUCGAAGCUUUACAGGAGAUGAAUAUUGGGAAUAUCAUCAAUCGGAUCCGUGCAGAGAAACUGUGGACGAUGAAGGAUGCCUCGGAGGCCGUGGUGACCGCUCUGGGGGUCAGCAAAGGUCUACUGUGGCUGGGGACCAGCAUCGGGGUCAUCCUGUCUCUGCCGCUGCCACGGCUCAGCGACGGAGUCCCGCUGUACCGAGGCAGCCCGUGCGUGUCCCUUCACUCCCACGCCGGCCCCGUCAAGUUCUUCACCAUGUUCCCCUGUGCUCAGGCGACCUUGGAGCUGAGGCGCGCCAGCUCGCUGAGGCACACGCUGAGUAUGCGGCCAAGUCGCCGAAACCUGGCGCGAGAACAGAUGGAGCUGGAGGAGAGUGAGGCUUGGAGGAACGCGGCAAACGUCGCUUCUUUGUCACCGGUGGAAGAGUCGACUAGAGGCAGUGGGGGAACCUUCUGGUCGGAGGAGGAAGGUUUGCUACAGGAGGGGAAGGAGGGAGAGGAGGGAGAGGAGGGGAAGGAGGGAGAGGAGCGGAAGGAGGGAGAGGAGGGGAAGGAGAUUUCUAGCGUCCCUUCCACGUCUGAUGUUCAAGCUUUAAUGAAGUGGGAAAGAGACACUGGCUUCCAGUCAGGUUUGAUCAGAAACGGGAGUAUUGAACUAGCCGAGCGAGACGCCGGCAGUAAGGGGGGGUCAUCCCAUGUGCCGGCCACUUCUAAAGGGAGCGACGGGCAGAAGAAGCUGAGUCACUCGAAGGAAGGGCUUCGAAGUUCUCAGGACGAUAGUUCUGUGGUUUUUCGCCGACGCAGGAGCCGAGUUCCGAAUGCCGAGAGACAAAGUCGGACAUUGUCCUUCCGGUCAGAGCUGGCCAAUCGCAUCAUAGUCCAGUCAGAGACCAUGUCGCUGUCCAAUGGGGAUCUCUCCGAGCUCCAGGAAGUAGAAAUGUUGUAUGAAAACCUCUUGGAAGAGGAAAUUGACCACGAGGCAACGAUGAGCUCCAAUGGUUUUGACGAGACCAAAGAAUCAGCUAUGACUUGUGUGGUGGAGGAACACAAGGAAGGAAAAAAUCUGGAGAGAGACGAGCCUGUCCAAAGUGAUCUCCCUUGUAGCCACGUCACGGACACUUCCUGCACCGACCCGACCGCUGGGCCCGCCAAGACGCCGCCGCUCAGUCAUGCUCACAGGGAACUCGCGGCCAGCCAAUCAGCAUCUGGCUUGUCUCUAGCGGCGACCAUUUCGCCAGGUGUAACUUCGUCUCCGUCUCUCGCUUCGGUUGUGUCUUCGUCAUCGUCGGGUAGCCACCAAGAUGAUCCGCUGUGUGAGCGUAAGGUCGGAGGUUCCAGCCUCGGGUCGGCACAGACUGUUACACUGGGGAACACGCUGCGACGACCGACCACGGCUCAUGGGAACACGAUGCGACGAUCGACUACGGCUCACGGGAACACGAUGCGACGAUCGACCACACCUCACGGAAGUACCGUGCGACGUCCGUCCAGCAACGCCGUCAUUGUACUGACCGGUGGCGAUGGCUACCGCGACCUUGACAUGUCCAGAAACCAGCACAAGUCAGAAGACGCCUGUGUCAUGUUUUGGCUCUACAAGUUUUGAAGCUGGGUAUUUUUGUAUGGUGCACACACCUAAGGAAAUCUGUACAUCAGUCAUCUUAUACAUCAGUCAUCUUAUACAUCAGUACAUCAGUCAUCUUAUACAUCAGUCAUCUUAUACAUCAGUACAUCAGUCAUCUUAUACAUCAGUCAUCUUAUACAUCAG
Messenger RNA from Aplysia californica (California sea hare), 4935 nucleotides. RefSeq names its product rho guanine nucleotide exchange factor 10-like protein. Gene Ontology annotation, molecular function: protein binding; guanyl-nucleotide exchange factor activity. Gene Ontology annotation, biological process: actin cytoskeleton organization; positive regulation of stress fiber assembly. NCBI's taxonomy places the organism in Eukaryota, Metazoa, Mollusca, Gastropoda, Aplysiida, Aplysiidae. The record is from RefSeq and is a predicted model, not a curated record.